Messenger RNA from Drosophila rhopaloa, 2726 nucleotides. RefSeq names its product cerebellar degeneration-related protein 2-like (gene centrocortin). NCBI's taxonomy places the organism in Eukaryota, Metazoa, Arthropoda, Insecta, Diptera, Drosophilidae. The transcript has 2 exons. The record is from RefSeq and is a predicted model, not a curated record. The coding region runs from base 158 to 2527 and encodes 789 amino acids.
GGCUUUUUUUUGCAGUCAGUGCAAUACCAUACUUUUUGUUUUUGGGGAUGAAACAGUAAAAAAGUUACUGUUGUUGCUGUAGCUGUUUUUCCACCAUUGCGAGGACAUUUGACAAUUUUUGCAUUAAGCCAAAGUUUCUAAGGUCCGAAGGUCCAAGAUGGAGGAAUCCAAUCACGGUAUGGCUGGCUGUGAAAACGUAUCACAGUUCAUGCUUGAUGACCUACAAUUAGCUGCCGAACUUGGAAAAACUCUAUUAGAACGUAAUAAGGAACUGGAAACAUUUAUAAAGGAGUACAAAAUCAAGGGAGAUGAGCAGGAGCUUGAAAUCUUGCAUCUUCGCAAGCAUAUAAAUGCGAUGACGGAGGUGAAUGAUUCAAGGCUUAAGGUGUACGAGCAGUUGGAGGUGGGUAUUCAAGAUCUCGAACGUGCUAAUCAGCGGCUUAACAUGGAAAAGAAUCGAGAUAAGAAGCAAAUAAAAUCGCUGACAACCAAUACCGAAGUCUUGGAAGCCCGAUGCGAGGAACUCAAUCAACUUUUAGGCGAUGCCCGACAAUCUCUGAGCACCGAACGACGUAAAGUGGAUCAAUAUCAGCAGGAGCGUUAUAGAAUGCAGCAUUCAUCCGAGGGUUCCGUUUCCAGCCAUAGCAUUCAGUCAUUAUGCAAGGAACAGAAUAUGGAUCUAUCCAAGCUGGACGUUAUGGCAAUGGCAAUGGCCAACUCAACGGGUCUGGAGGAGCUCUCCUUUAGUAGUGCCACCAUGUGCGAGACGACCGCUGUGAAGGGUGAAGAUAACGAGGAGUUGGUAAAGCUACUCAGCGAAAUGGAGAUCAUAAAACGUGAUUUUCUGGCAGAACAGCAACGUUGCACCGAAUUGGAGGAACAGUUGGUGACCAUAAUCCAAGACAACCAGGGUCUGCAAAGUCGUCUGCUCGAAAACAGUGCCAACGAGGGAACAAUGUCGAUGCACGAAGAGUUUUCCCUCCUCGACGACGUGAGACAAGGUCAAAUGUGCAGUCGCUGUCUCCGGGAUAUUAACGAAAGUAAUACCAAUAUGGACGAUCAAUCCUCCAUCGCUCCGACCGAAGAAAUCUACGAAGACGACGACCGAAGCAUACAAUCUUGCAGCGAAAACACCUCGAAGUGCGACAGUGCAGUCGAAUAUAAAGAACGUUUUCGAAUUCCCGAUGAUCUUAACCCUAAUGUCAGCGAUAAACCAAAUCCGUAUCGAGACCUAGUCGAAAAAUACGAGGCUUUGGUGGAAGUAAAGAGAACCUCAAAUGCGGCCAAGACCAAUUUUGCUAACAAUUCAGAUGGCAAAACUAUAACUGAAUUAAAUCAAAGCAAAAAAACAGAAAUAGUUGUUAAUAGCUCAAAAGAAUCUGACCUUAUGUUGGACUCAACUCGUAAACGCACUCCAACCGAAUUUUCGGAAUCUGAAACUACAUCUUCGGGAUUCUCGGAUGAAACUAGCAAUAAGUGCACACAAACCGACGAGCGACCUAGUUUCUUCCUUUGCUCAAUUAGUAAUGGAAAUGAUUGUAAAUUUAGUAUUUAUGACGAUGUCAGUCCCAUUGAAUCUCAUUUUCGUAAUCGUCCGGAGUACAGGGAUCUUUUCAAGGAGAUUUUUGGAGUGCUCAAGAAAGCUGCUGAUAAUAACGAAGUAGACAAAUUACCGUCCCUGCAAGACGACGCACAGGUUAUAGAAAAAUUACCAUUGGUCCCGGCAAAAGUACCGCCAGUAACACCCGAAAGGGAGGAAUCUCCAGAUGAAUUCAUCGAUGAUACACAAAGCGUCGUAUCCUCGAUUAUAUCUAAUCAGUCCAUAGCAAUGUCCGAGUGUGUGACCAAGUUGGAACGCAAAACAGCCAAAAAACACAUCUUUGAAGUCCGAAAUCAGCAAUCGGCUCUUACGCAAUCAACACUAAUAAGUAACUCUUCUAAGGAAACGACUGUCGGUGAGGCCACUAUUAAGCCGAUUAAGGAAAAUGGACAGGUACUUACUCCACUCAAACGGGAACCCCUCGAAUAUUUAACAGUAGGUGUCGGAAUCAAAAAGAAGAACCGACGAAAGCACCGAAACCAGAGCGCAUCUGGUGAUCGCAUCGAAAUAUUUAAUUCCCGUGAGUUCACACCCAGAAACAGUCCUCUUGCCAUGAAUAACCGUAGUGGACAAGGAAGCUCAAAGUUGUGUACGGACACAUUGAACACGGAAUUUAGUCGCAGUAAUCGUAGACGGACAACACCUUCUUCAAGCAACUGGAAUGGUUCGCCAAUGGUAAUCUAUAAUAAAAAUAUGAAUACUCCUCAAACUUCUCGUGGACGUGUUAUAGAGCUUAACGGUGUUGAGUUUUAUCAUAACACGGUAUCGCAAGAUUUACAUAAACUCAAAAAACUAGAUCUAUCUUAUGCUGAAGUACUGCGCCGCGUCGAUGCCGGUGAUCAUAUUCCCACAAAAUUACAUUCCCAGCGACUACAACACAACGGAGCCAACAUACGAAAAAAUCAUCAUCAGUAUCGUCAAAAGUAAUCUUGUUUAUAGAAUGUAAAUAAUUAAUUAUACAUUGCAUUCUAGCCAUAGGGCAUUAUAAAAUUUUUUAAAUUGUAUGUGCCAUGAAGUCUAGUCCGCUUUUUAAUGUAUAGACAGUUAAAUUACAAUAACAACUUUACUAUUACCGAAAAUUUAACUGUAUUUCAGCAUGAUAAAAUAAAUUAUUUAAUGACGAAAA